AUGAACCAAAGAGAGAGCCUUUUCGCAGCGCAAAAAAGUCUGAUCGCACCACGGCUGGAUCCGACCCCCACGAUCACUGUAUGCACUAAGGAUCGGCGAAUAAAAUACAUCGUGCCUUCGGUUUUCGCUUCCCAGAGCGCCAGCUAUUUCCGCAAUCGACGUCUUCUGGAUGUGUCCACCUUUGUAAAAAAAGUCACUGAAAAGAUUGACUCGAAUGCUGCAAAGAUUUCCAACAGCUGCAACAAAUUCCCUGCUGGUGUACGCCUUGUUAUAAUCUCAUUAGUAUGUGAUUUGAGAAAAUAUCCGAAAAUGCACUUUAAUAGUAGGGAAAUUGCUACAGUCCUGCAAAUAUACUACACCAUUGUCGGAUUUAAAGUGAGGCUAAUGACUCAAAUGGAAUUUGAGGACUUUUUAGUCGGCUGUUUGGGGAUCACCAACUCACAUACACUGGCAGGUAUAAAGCGAGUCACAGUGCAUCUGCGUGAUGACAGAAGACGGUCCGAUAAACUAGGAAUCCCACCCAGUAACUUUGUCCUUAUGCUUUCCAUCUACCUACGUGGAAGCCUUCUUGAGAGAGCCGAACUCGCCUUCCAGAUUAUGGAUAUAGAUCGAGAUGGUCUAUUGCGUAAGCAGGUAGAGUUUCGACGCUUUUUGGCGGGGUCUUUUGAACCCGAAAUCGCAGCAACUCAUGCUGACAUCGAUCCUGAUCAACCGGUGCGAGAGUCGAUACAAUAUUUGGAAAGUCUUCCUGCUUCGGGCUCCGAUGGAGGAAUGAACAUGACCAGAUUUAAGGAAAUGACCUGGCAGGUUAUCUGGCUCCUUCUAAUUUGGUCUCUUCUCACCGUCCUUGCCGCAGGUAUAUGUUCCACCUGUUGCCUCCUGCCCUUCUGGAUAGCCGGAAGCGUUGAAGUAACCGCAUCUGGGGGCAAGGUGAGUAGCAAUGUGAGUCAUUUGGGUCUGUUUCGCCGAUGCGGCUACCUAACGUAUCGGUCGAAUGGAGAUGUGGAGUGGAUACACGGAUGUGGUUACUACCCCUCGUUGGAAAGUGUGCCUCACUGGGUUUGGCGUAUGGCUCUGGUACUCCUCAUCAUGGCUGCCUGUCUUCUCGUCUUCCUGGCGUUUUUUGUGAUUUGUGCAGGAGCCUGUACGCCUCUGCUACGAAGGAAUUCAAAGCUGUCGCGCGCCUGCUCCUACGUCUACCUCGUUGCAGAAAUACAAGUUCGGUGCAAGGGUGUGAAAGUGGCGGAGCAUUUUUGCCACAAUUCAAAUCCCGAAACACCAGAUAAGACGUACUUGACUUUUUUUUCUGAGUGGUCGACUGUUGAGAAGAAAAAGUCUGCGAAGCGCAGCAACUUGGCGACUGGAAUGCAGAUGAAGGACUGCACUGGAUGUGGUCUUGUCGAGUUCGAUUCGAUCAUCUAUUUUGCGAGUUUUUCUUGUGUUAUUCCCUAUCUGUGUGAGCUUGGGAAAGGAGCUCUUUGUCUUGUCGCUUGCUUAGUGUAUCCUUUUGGGUGGUCUAACAACUCAGAGAUUUUGCAAAUUUGCGGCCCUGGAAGUGGAAGCUUCAAGUUAGGUCGUUGCGAGGUUGGCUGGGCAUACGUGAUGACAAUAGCAGGUGGCGUGAUCAGUGUGGUACUGUCGGGAAUGCCGAACCUUCUACAGUCCCUCCUGCAACGCAACGCUUUACCACCACCGCUGCCACCCAGUGAUGCGAAAUACUCUUUUCUACCUCCUAGCCACUUCUACCUUCCCCACUUCCCUCCACCAUGGUACAUCGUGGAACCCUCAAUGUCCUUGCAUGGCAACGGCGGUGGUGUCAACUGCAAUGUUAGGAGACGUCCACACUCUCUUAUGGUCCCAUCUGAUUCCAGCGCCUUGUGGGAUCUCACACGUCGUCUUAGCUGCUCUGUUUUCUGCUCUAUCCCAGAGCAGCAGCAAGCUGAAUUGGCCCCAACCAAGCCCUCCGUGAGUCGACUUAUGAAUAUUUAA
Molecule: messenger RNA, 1989 nt
Organism: Echinococcus granulosus
Lineage: Eukaryota; Metazoa; Platyhelminthes; Cestoda; Cyclophyllidea; Taeniidae
Product: Lipoma HMGIC fusion partner-like 3 protein
Exons: 6
Coding region: 1-1989 (662 amino acids)
Cellular component (GO): membrane
Source: RefSeq, a predicted model, not a curated record